CCACCAACUCUCACAGCUACUACAUUCCAGCUCAUUAUUCUGACGAUACUUUAGGCCCGGAGUACACGGGUCGGUAUUGGAGCAAUAUGAAGAGCCUCAGGCGUGAUUUUUUCUCAGAUCCGCAUACCGCAAAUGUAACCAGCAAAGUCUUCGUUCGAUCAACGAAGAGCGGCAAAGUCCAGAAAAUUGUACGCGAGCUUUACCUGCGGCAAGACAUUCCUUGCUCGUCGAGACUAUGCACGAUAUGCCCAACGGUCGCCCCGGAAGAUGCAAAUGGAAACAUUGCGCCUUUCGUUCUAUCGGAGCAGCCCGCAGGGACAACCGCUUUCCCCCGCGGCCACUAUAUUGUCCCUGACACGAAUGCGCUUCUGAAUGGCAUGGAUCUGUUUGAGCAUACCGGGGCAUUCUACGACGUCAUUAUUCUCCAAACCGUCCUUGAAGAGCUGAAGAACCAAUCGCUACCCCUCUACAACCGCCUCCUCGCCCUGAUCAAAACCGACGAGAAACGUUUUUACCUUUUCUUCAAUGAGUUCCGUCUUGAGACGCACGUAAAGCGAGGUCCGGAUGAGUCGAUUAACGAUAGGAAUGACCGCGCCGUGAGAACCGUAGCAAAAUGGUACUCGGAGCAUUUGCGCGCAGUGACAAAGAGCAAGAAGGAGAAGGCUGUUCCGGCAAUUGUGGUCAUUACAGACGAUAAGGAGAACCUGCGCAAAGCAAAGGAGGAGAAUGUGACGGCGUUGUCAUUGGAAAAUUAUGUCAGCGGGUUGGAGGAUGCAGACAAACUGCUCGAUAUGAUCAACGAAUCCAGAGAAGCGAGACACGCAAAGGAAACCAGCGGCGAGCUGUUCUAUCCGGAAUACUACUCGAUGUCGAAGAUGAUGACGGGCUUGAGAGCCGGGAACCUACACCAAGGCGUGUUCAAUGUCUCGCCAUACAACUACCUGGAGGGUUCUAUCAAAGUCGCAGCAUUCGAUAAACCUCUUAUUAUCAUGGGCCGGCAUAACAGUAAUCGAGCUAUCUCUGGAGAUGUGGUCGUCAUUGAAGUACUGCCUAAGGACCAGUGGAAGUCGCCAUCAACUAAGAUUGUGGAAGAGGAAAUCGUUACCAAGAAUGAUAACCCUGAGGCUGGAGAUAAUGAAGCAGUUGUGACCGAGAGAGAACAAAGGGCGCUCCAAGAGGAGGUGAGACAAGCCCACGGCAAGAACUUGGAGGGGCGGCCGCAGCCGACAGCUAAAGUUGUUGGUGUCGUCAAGCGAAACUGGCGGCAAUAUGUUGGAACCGUUGAUUCAAGCUCUACCAGUUCCCAGACUACCGGCAGGCGCCAACAGAAUGUCUUCGUUCUUCCAAUGGACAAGAAGGUGCCCAAGAUCAGGGUCCGGACGCGACAAGCCGCGGAUCUAUUAGGCCAGAGGAUUCUAGUAACGAUUGAUGCUUGGAACCGCGACUCUCGAUAUCCCACUGGACACUUCAUUCGCUCACUUGGAGAGCUGGAAACAAAAGGAGCCGAAACAGAAGCGUUGCUACUUGAAUGGGAUGUGCAAUACAAACCCUUCCCCAAGUCUGUACUGGACUGCCUUCCGUCAGAAGGUCAUGACUGGCGAGUACCAGAAAGCAAGGAUGAUAAAGGGUGGAAUGGACGCCGGGAUCUUCGAGAUCUUCUAAUUUGCAGUAUUGAUCCUCCAGGAUGUCAGGAUAUCGAUGACGCUCUGCACGCACGUCAGCUGCCGAAUGGUAACUUCGAAGUCGGUGUGCACAUCGCAGAUGUCUCCCAUUUCGUCAAACCGAACAACGCAAUGGAUCUUGAGGCCAGUGUCCGCGGAACAACAGUCUAUCUAGUCGACAAGCGUAUCGACAUGCUUCCCCAUCUUCUCGGUACGGAUCUCUGCUCACUCCAACCCUAUGUUGAACGUUACGCGUUUUCAGUCCUUUGGGAAAUGACGCCCUAUGCGGAAGUCGUGUCUUCGGACUUUACAAAGUCUGUAAUUAGAUCCCGUGAGGCUUUUAGCUACGAACAGGCUCAACUACGCAUUGACGACCCGUCAAAGACGGACGACCUGACUCAAAGCAUGCGCACCCUUCUCCAUCUCUCAAAAAUUCUCCGCCAAAAGCGUAUGGACGCCGGCGCACUCAACCUCGCUUCUCCCGAAGUCCGAAUUGAAGCGGACAACGACGAAGUUGGCGACCCGCUAGCAGACGUAAAGACUAAGGCAAUGCUCGCAACAAACAGUCUUGUCGAAGAGUUCAUGCUUCACGCCAACAUCACCGUCGCCGCCAAAAUCUACAGCACCUUCCCUCAAACCGCUAUGCUUCGCCGUCACGCUACACCUCCACCUCAAAAUUUUGAAGAACUCAUCAACCAGCUCACCAAGAAGCGUAACAUGCGUCUCGAUGUCUCCAGCUCUGGCGCCCUCGCCGACUCCCUCGACCGCUGCACAGACGCCGAAAAUCCAUUCUUCAACACUCUCGUCCGCAUCCUCGCUACUCGCUGCAUGACCUCUGCCGAGUACUUCUGCGCCGGUGCCCACGCCGAGUCCGAAUUCCGCCAUUACGGUCUCGCCUCUCCCAUCUACACGCACUUCACCUCGCCCAUCCGCCGCUACGCAGACCUACUCGUCCACCGGCAACUCUCUGCUGCAAUCAACUAUGAGGGUGAAGACGGCCGCGCCACAAUCGAGGGCUCCAUCACCCGCAACCGCCUCGAGGAUAUCUGCCGAAACAUCAACUACCGCCACCGCAACGCGCAGCACGCCGGCCGCGCCAGCAUCGAGUACUACGUCGGGCAGGCGCUCAAGGCGCGCGGCGAAAAGCUCGCCGCCGAUGGCGUUGACUCGGGUAUUGAAGAAGACGGCUACGUCAUGCGUGUCUUCGAAAACGGGGUUGUGGUCUUUGUUCCACGUUUCGGAAUCGAAGGAGUCGUCCGGUUGGAAGAUUUCGUGCUUCCCGGUGACUCGACAAAUCGCUCUGUGGAAGAGAGGCGGGAGCUUGUGACCCGGCGUGAGAGUGACUUUGAUGCCGAGGAGUAUACCCUCAAGGUUACGGAGAAGGGACACGAGUCGAGCGAUCGCGCGAUGGGAGUGGAGCUCUUCCAGAGGGUUAGGGUCAAUGUUAGCUCUGUGAAGGAGGAGAGCGGGCGUGGGGUUGGAAAGAGGAGAGUGAGGAUUUUGAUUCUCAACGGGAAAUAAAGACGGGGUUUUAAAUAGAAGAUACUUGGGUAUGUUUAUGAUACGGCGUUGGGGAUGAUGACUACAAAAACAAAAUAUGUAUAGUCAAUCUACGCUUGAGGGAUAUUACGUACUUGAGCAUGAUAUUGACUCAUGAGAUUUCAUCUUAUAGACGGUUCUAUCCAAUGGGUAUAUUAUGUAUAUUUCAGGAUUAGACCUUUCUAGCAGCCACCAUACUACGAACAAGAGUAUGAGGAUACCAAAGUGCCUUCUUCGAAGGCACUGCCGAACAAUGUACACCAGCCUCGCCAAUACCAGCCUCGCCACACUUCUGAACCACACCCGUGCCUUUUUCAUUGCUCCCCGUAGUUGCCGCCGCAGCCAUCUCCUUGACCCGAGUAUUCUCGCCUACCUUCCAACCGCGCACAAGCCACAAACACGCCGCAGCCGCAAUAUACAUCAGCCCUGUAAAGAUCUGAACAUGCAGAUAAACGUGGUCUUCGGCCUUGUUAUUCCUUAGUAGUAACGCAAUGGGCUCCGCGACUGUUGUCGGUGGGACGAGGACGAGCCAGGUUAUGCUCAGGCCGCCGGGGAGGUCCUUUAGGUCGAUGAUCUCAGCGAGGACUGGGGCGACGGUUGCCCAAUAUGUGCCUGCUACUGUGCCGACGAGGACAGCGAAGAAGGAGACGAGACCCAUGCUCCGGGCGAAUGUCCAGAUUAGCAGACAGAAGACCCCGCAGAGGAAGGAGAGGAAAGUCGCGAUGUUGAUCCGGCCGAGUUUAUCGCUGAACAUUCCCACGAAGGGGCGGCCAAGGCCCUGGCCCAGAUUGAGCAAGGCGCUGAUGAUACUGCUCUGGUGCGCGGAGAGGCCGACUGAGGUGGCGAAGUUGGCGAUACUAAAAAGGAUAGCGACGUAACCGAGCAUGGUGAAGACGCCCCAGCCGAGGAAGAGGAGGAAUUCGGGUCGUUUGAGUAAUGGUAGGUGAAAGGCUCUGUAGCGGCUUCCGACGGCUUUGUUGCGGUCUCGUAGCAGGUUUGCGCAUACGAGGUUCACGACGCAGGCGAGGAUUCCUAGGAUUCGGAACGCCCAGCUCAGUCCGAG
Molecule: messenger RNA, 4263 nt
Organism: Aspergillus calidoustus
Lineage: Eukaryota; Fungi; Ascomycota; Eurotiomycetes; Eurotiales; Aspergillaceae
Source: the annotation of a GenBank genome assembly